This is a messenger RNA of Nematocida homosporus, 2382 nucleotides long. RefSeq lists its product as uncharacterized. Gene Ontology annotation, biological process: peptidyl-serine phosphorylation; intracellular signal transduction. The transcript has a single exon. The record is from RefSeq and is a predicted model, not a curated record. Gene Ontology annotation, molecular function: protein serine/threonine kinase activity; ATP binding. NCBI's taxonomy places the organism in Eukaryota, Fungi, Microsporidia. Bases 1 to 2382 code for a protein of 793 amino acids.
AUGGAAGAGAAGAAGAGUAGCACCGUCAACAUGAUAGAAAAGCUCAUGCAGAUGCUCCCGAGCUUGUCCGAGACCGAGGCAGAAGCAGCACGUUUUCAGAUCGAGAGACUUCGGGACGCGAAUCCUUUUCUCUCGGGAGCGGAGGCAAAGCCAGCUACUAUUCUGGAGUGCUGGGAGAGUCGCGGAACAAGUCGCAUGGAAAUCCUAGCUAGUGUUCUGAAGAAAGAGAAGGACCUGCUGCGAGGGUACAAUAUUAUCAUGCAGGCUGAAAGCUCAACGGCAAUCAAAGAAAGAAUUGAGUAUACGCAACGCAAGAUUUACUUUGUGCAAUCGGAGCUAACUAAGAUCCGACGCAUGGCAGACGAUGCCGGGGUAAAGUGCCGAGUUUUUGAAUCUGAUAAGAGUAUUUUAGAGCGCCGCAACGACUCGGCUCCUGAGAAUAGCAAGAAAAGAACCGGAAAGGCGUACCUGACUUUUACUAAUCUUAACAACAAGAACCCCCUCUAUAAAAACGUGGCCGUGCAUGUUUAUGUUGAGGAUGUGCUCUUUGCUAAGCUAACUGAAGCGGAUAUUGCUAACUGCAAGGCUAUGGAGCUACAGUUUAAUCAAGCACAAAAGAUAGAUAUUUUGCUGAUCUCAGAUAGUGACGUCGUGAUUGGAUGGCUAUACUUUCCGAUUGAAGAUCUUGUUGUGGCCGAAGAUAAGGGCGAGCGGGCUUUCUACUACUCGUUUUCUGACACUAGCACACUAUCGCUUUCCUUUGGACAGUGUGUGCUGGAAAGUCAUGGGCUGCAGAGAGGAAACGUUGAUUUGAUUACACAGCGGGCCUUUGGGCAUGUAAUGCGUCUAAUUGACGAUAAAGAGUACUACUACUGCGGUGUGUGCAGCAACAACAGCAAGGUUGAUCCGGUGUACUAUCGCUGCGACAACUGCAAGUUUACUUGUCAUCUGGGAUGUGCUCGGAAGAUCUUCUUUCUUUGUGUAGAGUACCUACGGGUCCGCGAGGAAGAGGAAGAAAAGAACAAGGUAGAAGAGCAGAUCAACCAAAUACGCAUUGAGCGACUCAAAAUGAUUGUUGCCGCCAUUGACAUUCGCGAGAAGCCUGAAACUGGCACCGAAACAGCCGACCGUACACAGCACCCUGAAAAGUUCGAUGUUGAGACCGCAGGGACAGAUCCAGCUGACCGGCCGCCGACCAAGAAGUACAGCAUUGAGCACUCCCUUAACAAAACCAAAAUACUUGGCAUGUCCUGGUGCUCUCACUGCGGGGAGCGGCUUAGUAUUCUGGCUCUGGGCUUAAUGUGCAGUGCCUGUGAACAUGUGUACCACAUUGAAUGCCGGCCAAUGAUCUUCUGCUCCUGCGGUAUUACUGAUGAACUGCGCACUGAACUGGUAGCUUACCACCCCGCCCCAAAGAAGAAAGAAGAUACCUCCGGGAUUACUCUUGAUGAGUUUGAAAUGGUUUCACUAAUCGGUCGAGGUACCUUUGGUAAGGUCUUCCUGUGCCGCUGGAAAGACCAAACCGUGGCUUUGAAAUCAAUCAAAAAGAAGACUGCGAUUGAUAAGAACUGCGGAGAGUAUAUGGAAAUUGAAAGAAGAGCCCUGGAAAUUGCCAAAGCAUCCAAGAACCCGUAUCUACUCGAAAUUCUUGGCUCUUUUCAAACAAGCACACAUGUUUUCUUUGCAACCGAGUUUGCCGCUGGAGGCGAUCUGUAUUUCCAAACCCAGUCCCGCGAAAUUCCACCCGAAGAGAUUCAAAUGAUUUUGGCCCAAAUUCUAUUGGGAGUUGAGUCGCUGCACUCAAACAACAUUAUUUAUCGAGACCUCAAGCUAGAUAACAUUUACUUCACCUCAAACGGGCGUAUUAAGAUCGGUGAUUUUGGGCUGGUUAGUAUUGGAGCCCAGCACGGUGUAGCCCAUACUUUUUGUGGAACUCUAGCCUACGUGGCCCCGGAGGUCAUUAAAGGAAAGUACACCAAAGUAGUUGAUUGGUGGGGUCUUGGUGUCAUUGCUUACGAACUCGUUAUGCACAAAGCACCUUUCCAUGGCGAAACCAAAAGUCUGUUGCAAGCCGCCAUCAAAAGCGAGGUGCCUGAAGAUCUAGACCAGCUCAAUGAGUCUACACGGAGUCUGAUUGAAGGUCUACUAGAUAAGAACCCUAAAACCAGGCUUGGAGCCGAGUCUUCCCAGCAAAUCAAAGAACAUCCCUACUUCGCCGGAAUUAACUGGUCCCAACUAAAGACCCAACCACCUCCAGCCCAAUGGACACCUUCAGACAAGAUUGAAGACAACUUUGACCUGCUACUUACCCGCGAGCCACCAGCAAUUUCUCCAGCCGCCGAGGUAACCGAAGAUCAAGAUGUCUAUUUCCAGAACUUUUAG